AUGUUCAUCAAUACACUUGUAAAAGGAAAAAUCCCAGUAAAAGCAUUAAUUGAUAUAUUAUCGAAGUUUAAUACCAUUAGUGAGAGCUUGUUCGAUAAGCUUAAAGAAGAUUAUGGAAUACGUAAUCCUGUUGAGAAUCUCUAUAAAGAUGUAAUAGGUAAAAUAAAAUGUUUAGAUUUGCAAUUUUGCUAUAAAGGAAAGUGGCGAAGUUUAGAUGGUACUGAAAUGCGUAAAGCAAAAAUUAGCUUUGGACAUUCUCCCAAAACCUAUGACAGCUAUGCUAGAAUUAUAAUAGAUGGUAUGAGUAUCCCAUUAAUCAAAGAAAAUAGUAAUAAAGACAGCUCCAUGAAAAAUAACUCACCCAAUUCCAAUCCAUUUCUAAAAGAUAUUGAGGACAUAAUUAGAUUUAUAAUUCAUGCUGUAGAAAAAGGUACUUCACGCCAUAUUAUUUCCGAUUCCCACAAAUAUCAACAUUGUCAUACUGGUUUACAUGGAAAGAAGAAAAAAAAUGGAAAAGCUAAGAGUGAGGAUGCUAACAGAUCUAAUCCAUAUGCAUAA
Messenger RNA from Racocetra persica, 558 nucleotides. NCBI's taxonomy places the organism in Eukaryota, Fungi, Glomeromycota, Glomeromycetes, Diversisporales, Gigasporaceae. The record is from the annotation of a GenBank genome assembly.